GGUUGGUGUCGGACAGACGUGGGUGAUUCUCCGUCGAUGAUCUUUCAAUGAAAUAGAAAUCGGAAAUAUGCAAAAAUGAAUUUAUCUAUCCUCUCGAUUAAGAGAGACGUAAUCGCGAAUGCUUCAAAGCAUAUGGCAUUGUAUGGAAAGCUACUGACCGAAAAACAGGGGAUGUUGUUGCUGUUAAAAAGAUAUUUGAUGCUUUUAGAAAUGAAACAGAUGCACAGAGAACAUUCCGGGAGAUUAUGUUUCUUAAAAAUUUCUGUGAUCAUCCAAAUGUCAUAAAAUUACAGAAAGUGAUAAAAGCUGAAAAUGAUCACGACAUCUACCUUGUAUUUGAAUUCAUGGACACAGAUCUUCAUAAUGUAAUUAAACGUGGAAAUAUUCUGAAAGAUGUUCACAAACGCUAUAUUAUGUAUCAGUUAUUUAAAGCAACCAAAUACUUACAUUCUGGCAAUGUUAUUCAUAGGGAUCAGAAGCCAUCGAAUAUUCUAUUAAAUAGUGAUUGCCUGGUAAAGCUAUGUGAUUUUGGCUUAGCAAGAUCUAUAUCUCAAAUUGGGAAAGAUGAGACAGGUGACCCAAAUUUAACAGAAUAUGUUGCAACUCGAUGGUAUCGUGCACCAGAAAUUCUCCUUGGAUCUCAUAAGUAUACAAAAGGUGUUGACAUGUGGAGCCUUGGUUGUAUUUUAGGAGAAAUGUUAACUGGAAAGCCACUGUUCCCAGGGUCCUCUACAAUUAAUCAAAUUGAAGUGAUAAUGUCAACCAUUCAGCCACCUAAGCAAGAAGAUAUUGACAGUCUCAAAUCUAUGUAUGGUGCAUCUAUUUUAGAGAAAGCUCAAUUAAGACCAAAGAAAAAUUUAUCAGAAAUAUUAAAGGACAUACCACUUGAAGCUGUAGAUUUGGUGAUGAAACUACUACAUUUCAAUCCUGACAAAAGAAUCACAGUAGAUGAAGGCUUACAACAUCCAUAUGUUGCCCGGUUCCGGAAACCUCUAGAAGAGAUUAGUUUUGAUAGUGACAUUGUAACUUGCUUCAGUGAUGAAAUCCAGCUCUCCGUUGAAGAUUACAAAAAGAAGUUAUAUGAGAUGAUUGUUGAGAAAAAUUUUUGGCAAACAAAACACCACGAUAAAAUUGACAGCAUGAGGCUACAAAAAGAAAGAACGUUUUAUAAAGAAAACAGAAAGCAGCUCUCUCCAUUAACAGCUGUAGGUUGUCCAUAUACUGCAGGACCUGAUGGUUGUAGGGAUUCUUUACUCUCCGCAAGUAAAGCACGUCUCUCUGAAAAGGCAAAGACACAUGCUCAAACGUCAGAUGACACACAAAAUACAACUCCCCAACAUUUACAAAACCAACUUAAACCUGUUUCUAGGUUUAAACUACUCGAGAAUUCCAGUCAUGCUGUUGAACCAAACAAACAAACUUUUGAUGCCGAAGCAGCUGCAGGCCACAACAUCUCAGCUCGCGUCGCAAACCAUCACAGAACCAGUUCUAUAACAGCAAUGAUUCAACCUUGUAAUCCCACAAUUACACGAGAUAAAACUUCACUUUGCAUCUCAUCUUCCCCUUUGAACAAUCCUCGACCAGAGUCAGCAAAAUGCGUUCCACCCAGGCCUGCAUAUGGUCGGCGUCAGUUUAACAAUAUAAUGAACAACUCUUCUGUUGGUGUAGCCAAGUAUACUUUCGGCAGUUAUUCUCAGGCAUAUGGGACAAUUACUGCAAGCGGCCUAGCUGCUUUGAAUAAGAAAAAAUAUUGAUGUUUAUUUUAUAUUUAUUCUACUUCAUUUUUGUUUGAGAAGCUUUGAAAGCAGAAUAUUUUAUUGAUUUCUCUAUACCAUUACAUUAUAUUCAGAAAAAAGAUAUCUUUUAAGACUGUAAUUAUAACUGUAAACAAUAAUCUUGUGUACUUGUACUCAAAACAUCUUGCAUUUUAUUUUGAAUUAAUAUUGAAUCAAGUUAUAU
Messenger RNA from Octopus sinensis (East Asian common octopus), 1959 nucleotides. RefSeq names its product extracellular signal-regulated kinase 2. The transcript has 13 exons. Bases 246 to 1754 code for a protein of 502 amino acids. Gene Ontology annotation, molecular function: ATP binding; MAP kinase activity. The record is from RefSeq and is a predicted model, not a curated record. Gene Ontology annotation, biological process: protein phosphorylation; intracellular signal transduction. NCBI's taxonomy places the organism in Eukaryota, Metazoa, Mollusca, Cephalopoda, Octopoda, Octopodidae. Gene Ontology annotation, cellular component: cytoplasm; nucleus.